CCCUGACAGCCCCAGGAUUUCAGUCAUGGGACCUCCUGCUCACCUGCUGACAGGUCAGGUGGGUGCUGAGAAGUGGCACAAGGACACACAUGCAACAGUACAAGAAACCUCUACAUUGACAAAGCGAUGUGGCAAGGAUGCCCUCGAACUGUGGCGUCCUGCCAAGGUCCCCGGCCAGGCUGAGGAAACACCAUACGAGCGCAAACUGAAGAUUGACUCCUGGAAAUUCAAGAUAGAUGUCUCAGAUUCUGGAGAGGUGAAGAGAAAACCCCCGGAGGGGCCAGGGGUGACUCUAUGGAAAUGCAAAAUAAAGCCUCCCCCUUGGGUUGGAAAGUUAACCUUGCCUUGCACCCGGGACUAUAGCAACACAAAGAACAAUGAAUACGUGGCUCAGUACUUCAGGGAGACACGCCUGGUAGUAAGUCGCCUGCGCCAGGCUCUUAUUGAAAUCAACGAGCAGUUCAAGGGAAUAAUGCGUAUGCGGCAGCAACUGAAUGCCAUGUUGGAUAAAAUCCGCCAGGGCCUCAUGACCAAUAAGCAGAGCAAAGCCAUCCGAGAGCACCGGGCAGAAACAGAAAAG
Molecule: messenger RNA, 580 nt
Organism: Thamnophis sirtalis
Lineage: Eukaryota; Metazoa; Chordata; Lepidosauria; Squamata; Natricidae
Source: RefSeq, a predicted model, not a curated record